UGUUAAACAACCUGACUUUAAACACAAACAAACCAACCAGAGUGGACUCGGUUCACCUGCUGAACACCGGCGGACACACGCACACAUACACGGAGCUCCGCCUGUAAACAUCAGUCCUCUCUUGAAUUUUUAAAGAGUCACGGUGUCAUGCCUGUCCCGGCAAUGGACGAGCCCGUCGUCGAUCACCAGAGACGCUUUCAGGCAGCAGUGGACGUCAUCCACAACCUCCCCAAAAGAGGCUCGUAUCGACCGUCGUAUGAGCUGAUGCUGCGUUUUUACAGCCUCUACAAACAGGCCGUGUGUGGACCAUGUACAGCGCCACGACCCGGGUUCUGGGAUCCAGUAGGUCGCUACAAAUGGGACGCGUGGAGCCGCCUGGGAGACAUGAGCUCCGAGGUUGCCAUGGCAGCAUACGUGGACGAGAUGAAGAGAGUAGCUCAGGAGGUCAUCGACACCACGCCCAUCAACGAGAAGACAGUGUCGCUCUUCCAUCAGUUCGAGCCUCUGUACCUGGUCAUUGAGGACAUGCCGCGACCUCCACAGUCACUGCUGACCCUCAGAGAAGGUCUGAAAGGCAGUGAAGGCACUGAGAUGAAGAAUGAGGAGGAGGAAGAGCCUAAAGAGGGUUCUCUUCUCCCAGAGAACCUGGACCUGGAUCAGGAUCAGGAUCAGGAGUUGAAGCUCGACGAGGUGAAGCUCGCCGCAGACUCCGCUGUGUCCGAGUGUCCGGUGGUGACCAGCGACUCAGAGAGUGAGAUCUUCUGCGACUCUGUGGAUUCAGUGGAGCAGCUCAGCAGCGUCAAGAUUCCACUCAUCAACGGUUUUCAGAAUGGCCACGCUUCGCUGGAGUCGCGUCACCGUCUGGAUGCUCGUCAGGUCGGAGCGGGUCAAGGUGGAGAAGGGGGCGGUGACGGCAAAGGUCAGGGUCCAGCCAACAGAAGACAAGACGGCGGCAGAGAAGACUCUCGCCACAGCUGGAGAGAACGCGGUGUUCCUCAGGGCGGGCCCAGGUGGGGGGGCCCAGGUGGCGGCGGCACCGGCGGUGGGGGAGGCGGCAGCGGCCGAGGUGGCGGUGACGGCUCAGAGGGCGGAGCGGAGAGGAUCCACGACGCCCAGCUACAGCAGCAGAUCAUGGUGGCUCUGCGGAGGCUCAGGGAAGACAUGAGGAGCGUGAUGGAGCGGCUGGAGGUGGUGGAGAGACUCGCUGCCUCACAUGCUCAGGGCUCAGAUUGGAGGAAGUGUCUGCAGUGUGCAGCAGCUUCUUCUUCACAACACCAGGAGGACGAGAGGUGGUGGCCUUUUGACGUGUCGGGUCAGACCGUCCUCCUCUUCCUCGUGUGGCCGUUUGUCGCUCAGGGCGUCGUCUACCUGAUGAGGAAAGCCCAGAAGAGAAACCGUGUGUCUUUAUGAUGCAAACCCCCCCAACACACUCACGGGUACGAGCACUAACUCAUACCAACACGAAUUCAUGGGAAGGCGUCCUUCCAGCGAACUCUGUGUGGACUGAAGGAGUUAUCUGACUGUGCUGUUGAGCUCAGGAGCAACAGAAAAACCUUCUCCCUCUCUCUCACUACAAGUGAAUCUUUAUUUAAAACUGAUUAAGUGGAUCUUGAGUCGAGCAGCAGGAAACACAUACUGAGGUCUGUUUCCAUAACUCAACAUUUGUGGAUUAUGCACAACAACAUGAAGGAGCUGCUCUCUGGAUUAACAGAGAGGACACUUUGUCUUCCAGCGUACAUCUAAACUACAUUUAAUCCCAGUGUAAUGUCAGCAUCUGCAAUUCAUCGUCUUUUUAUAUAGGAAAUAAUAAUUGAUUUCAAACUACCCAAUCAAUGUGAACAGUCAUGUAAAAAACCCUAAAGCAUGCGGUCAAAUUAAAAUCUGGAUUUAAGACCAGAAGCAUGAAGUGUCUCUAAUCUUUAGCAGCAAAUCUGGAUUUUAGCUCUUUUUUCGUCUCCUUGAGCAUCUACUGAUAAAAAAAAACAGUGGGUUUUUAAUCCCAAAAAUAUUAUUAAUAUUUGAUUUUUAUUUCAGGAUGACGUAUUAAAAGAUUGACUCAUUUAAAGUGGAAAAAAUAUUAAUAUAUAAUAUUUUUACAGCAGCUUUUGGGAAGCUGACAUUUUCUGUUCCUGACGAGGAACAGAUGUGUGACGUUUUUUUUUUAAAAUGUUUUUUUUUUCAAUAAAAAACCUUUUAAAGGGUUAAAUUCCCCAAAAUACUAUUAAUAUUUGACUCAUUUAAAGAGGAAAAAUUAAUAUUUAUUUUUAUUACAGGAACUCUUAAGAGUUAAUUCAUUUGUGUUGAGACAUUUACCAAGUAACCUUAAACAGACAUUUCAUAUACACAGUACUACUAACUGUAUAUAACAACAAAUAUUCUAGAAAAAGAUUAUCCCACAAUUUAUUAAUUAAUUCUGUCUGUUUUUCCAAAAAAUCAAGUUUGAAUUAAUUCUACUUUCUGUGCUAUGUUGUUUGUUACUUUACGAUUGGUGGUAUAAAGUGAAAUUUGGAAAUAUUCCACAUAGGAAACUUUCCAUUGGAAUUAUGGGCAUUUAUGGGAAUUGAAUGGAUUUUUUGGAUAAUUUAAAGAAACUGUGGCAUACACAAAUAAAAACAUUUUGUUAUAUCAUUGAUAUUUAACUGUAUUUGCAUCAAAUGUGAUGGUUUUAGCCAAAGAUUAUGUUGGAUUACGUUUAUUAUUUACCAACUAUAUUUAAGUUCUCAAUCUUCAAUUUUGAAAAUUUCCAGUUUAUUCCUGUUUAUUUACACUUUUGAAAAUUAUGCAACCCUUGAAACGUGGCAUAUUACUGAUUGAAAUGAGUUAACAAACCUUCGGACUGUUCCUUUAACUGCUGCAUGUAAACAUUAGUUUUUAGUAAGCUGUGGCGGCGUUCAUGUCAGCAGUGACUGAUCUGUUUUGCGGAGUGAAAAUCCGCAAAACAGAUCAAUUUACAGAUGAAAACAAACCAUAAAAGAAACGGGAAAAUAAUAAUGAUAACUGAACCUCCUCAGUCUCAUUAGCGCCUCCUCUGCACAUACUGUGAAACUACAGAAAAAUAAACACAAAAGCACUUGGACGCUCAUUUCCAAAACAA
Messenger RNA from Solea senegalensis (Senegalese sole), 3094 nucleotides. It is a transcript of the gene acbd4, whose product is annotated as acyl-CoA binding domain containing 4. Lineage: Eukaryota; Metazoa; Chordata; Actinopteri; Pleuronectiformes; Soleidae. The transcript has 10 exons. Gene Ontology annotation, molecular function: fatty-acyl-CoA binding. Gene Ontology annotation, biological process: fatty acid metabolic process; autophagy of peroxisome. The coding region runs from base 148 to 1410 and encodes 420 amino acids. The record is from RefSeq and is a predicted model, not a curated record.